This is a messenger RNA of Corythoichthys intestinalis (scribbled pipefish), 3075 nucleotides long. Its product is annotated as choline transporter-like protein 2. The transcript is spliced from 22 exons. NCBI's taxonomy places the organism in Eukaryota, Metazoa, Chordata, Actinopteri, Syngnathiformes, Syngnathidae. The record is from RefSeq and is a predicted model, not a curated record. Gene Ontology annotation, biological process: transmembrane transport. The coding region runs from base 328 to 2547 and encodes 739 amino acids. Gene Ontology annotation, molecular function: transmembrane transporter activity.
CAGAGAGAGAAAAGAGAGAGAGGCUUCAUUUGGAGGGGGGAGGAGUUGCACAGGUGGGACACAGAUUGGGAAGAGCCACUUGUAAGAGCCAAUUGUUUCAGGAAAAACACAGUUGGGGUAGGGAAGGGGGGAAGAGUAAGGUGGAGCGUUGUUGACUGGCCAGGCGCACAGGGACAAGUCAGACUGGUUUCUACCCACACGAUCCUGACUUAUCCCUUCCUUUUGAAAAAAUAUACAAGUGGAAACAAAGCGGCAGAAGUGUUUUUGGAAGGAAAGUACAGGGGUUUUCUUCAUAUUUCAACAUCUGCCACAGAAAGGUUUUCCAAGAUGCCUGAAGAAGGCCAAUAUUAUGGAAAGCAUGGUGAGCCUAGGAAGUAUGAUCCAACAUUCAAAGGCCCACUUCAGAACAGGAGCUGCACAGACAUUGUGUGCUGCAUCCUCUUCAUUCUUGCCAUAUUAUGCUACAUUGGAGUUGGAAUUCUUGCUUGGUCGCAGGGUGAUCCCAGGAAGGUGAUCUAUCCCACAGACAGCCGAGGCCAGUUCUGCGGGCAGGCUGGCACGCCGCUUGAGAACAAGCCACUGUUAUUCUACUUCAACAUCAUGAAGUGUGCCAGUCCCUUGGUGCUACUGGAGUUCCAGUGUCCAACCACCCAGAUGUGUGUGGAAAAGUGUCCUGAGAAGUUCAUGACAUUGAUAAAAGCUUACAGAAAUGGAAAAGACUUUGAUUACUACAAGUCCUUCUGCAAGGAAGGCGUGACUAACUCUAUGGCUGUAACUGAAAUCCUAAAGUUGGGUCUGUGUCCUGCCAUGCUGACCCCUAGCAAGCCUUUCACCCGAAGGUGCUUCCCAGCUUUGGGCCAAAAGGGAGGAGUGAUAACUGUGGGAAACAACUCUCACUUUGAUGAUGGUACUGGAAAGAUGAGAGAUGCCAAGGAUCUUGUGGAAGGAGUGAAGAAUGCAACAGUGGUGAUUGAAGCACGCCAGGUGGUCAUGAAAAUCUUCGAGGAUUAUACACAAUCUUGGUAUUGGAUAUUGAUAGGUUUGGUGAUUGCGACCGUCCUUAGCCUGGUCUUCAUCGUCCUCCUGCGAUUUCUGGCUGGAAUCAUGGUCUGGGUCAUGGUAGCCUUGGUUAUAAUAGUGAUAGGAUACGGUAUUUUCCACUGCUACAUGGAAUAUGCUGCCCUGAAGGGAGCGCCUGGUGCUGACGUGACCUUGCAGGAUCUUGGCUUCCAGACAGACUUUGCCGUUUACCUUCAGAUCAGACAGACUUGGCUGGCCUUCAUGAUCAUUCUUGCCAUAGUAGAAGUGAUCAUUAUCCUGUUGCUCAUCUUUCUCCGGAAAAGGAUCCUAAUUGCCAUUGCACUCAUCAAAGAAGCCAGCAAAGCCGUUGGACAUGUGAUGUGUUCCCUCCUCUACCCAUUGUUCACUUUUCUACUUCUGGCUAUAGUCAUCGCCUACUGGGCCACUACUGCUGUUUUCCUGUCUACUUCAAAUGAACCGGUGUACAAAGUAUUCAAUGAGACUUCGUGUGAGCACUCAAGAAAAACAUGUGAUCCAGCUAACUACACAACCACAACUAUGAAAGCUCAGUGCCCGGACUCGGAGUGCCUUUUUGCCUUCUAUGGGGGAGAGACUGUUUACCACAAAUACUUGAUUGGCUUGCAGUUCUACAACGUCUUCCUCUUCUUUUGGUGUGCCAACUUUGUCACAGCGUUGGGACAGAUGACAUUGGCUGGGGCCUUUGCCUCCUACUACUGGGCUUUUGUCAAGCCAGACGACAUGCCUUCCUUUCCGCUCUUUUCUUCUCUCGGGAGAUCUCUCAGGUAUCACACAGGAACUCUGGCAUUUGGUUCCCUGAUCCUUUCAAUUAUCCAGAUCAUUAGAGUUCUGCUGGAAUAUCUGGACCAUAAACUUAAAGGAGCCCAUAAUAAGUGUACCAGGUUUCUCCUGUGCUGUCUGAAGUGCUGUUUUUGGUGCCUGGAGAAAUGCAUCAAGUUCAUAAAUAGAAAUGCCUACAUUAUGGUGGCAAUAUACGGCAAAAACUUCUGUACAUCUGCCAGAGAUGCCUUUUUCCUACUCAUGAGGAAUAUGAUCAGGGUGGCCGUGUUGGACAAAGUCACAGAUUUCCUUUUGUUUUUGGGCAAAUUGCUCAUUGUUGGACUCGUGGGUGUCUUUGCUUUUUUCUUCUUCUCUGGGAGAGUGAAAGCAUUUGAGGACACUGCCCCCCAUCUCCAUUAUUACUGGGUACCAAUUUUGACCGUCGUGGUUGGCUCCUAUCUCAUCGCCCAUGGAUUCUUCAGUGUGUACGCUAUGUGUGUGGACACACUUUUCCUCUGCUUCUGUGAAGACCUGGAACGUAAUGACGGUUCAGCAGCGAGGCCUUAUUAUAUGUCCGCUACUCUCCGAGAGAUUCUCUGGAAGAACAUGCCGGAUGGUCCACCGUCUUCUGCUCAGCUACAGGAUGAAGAAAACAGUGGGCAGCAACAGCAGACUAAAGAGGAGGACACAUCUUUAGUAGUCAGGAGUUCUUUUGACCAGGACACUUAGAUUUUUCUUUGAAACUAAGGAGAUGGGUCUCUUUCAGGCAUGCUCAGAGGUGGCAAGUAUCAUAAACAGGGGAGGUUUAUGGAACAUUGGACUUAUUUUAAGGGUGCUGCAUACUUGGCUCUAGACAUGUCUCAAAAUUACAUGUGUGGAAUGUCUCCACUUGCCUGGAGUGUUCAACGGGAUGGUUGUAACGUAUUUAUGCUCCUGGCCAGUAGCCAUUUGAAACCACAUAUGUGCCUAAUUUCGUAAUUUAAAGAUCGCCUGAAUGCAUCUUUGAAUGUCAAGGUUUAGAAUUGAUCAGCUGAAAAUAUUUGAACUGUACUAAUAAAUGAUGACCCAGGAGCUUCAAUUGCCUUGUACUGUCUACAUUUCAGUUUUUACUGUGAAUUUACAUACAGUAGUUUGAGGGCAAAACCUCAUAACUUUAAACAUGUUUGCCAAUGUACUUGAUAUAAUAAAGUAAAAAGACUCAAGGUUCUAAGAUCAAAUUUGUGUUCCGUUCAUUAGUGUAUUGUUCUAAUAUUAUCA